GGCGUGUUCGGUUUCGCGACUUGUCAACGUCAAAUUAACCUGAAAACGAAUCAAACUACAGCCCGGGUAGCAAAGAUCAAAACAUAACCUGUCAAUGUCAAACUUGAACUAACCUCAAAAUUAAUUAACUUACACACUUACAGUCUCGGUGGCUAUGACCAUGCAAUUUAUUAAAAUUGUGUUAAAGCAGGGGGUAAUUUCCAAAAAAAUACAUACAAAUAAGUAUCAAAUUUAAGAGAAAAUCCAAUCUAUAGCCUCGGUAGCUAAGACCAAAAAAGUUUCUGUCAAACUUCCAUGAGAAUAGAGCUAACUACAGCCCAGGUGUAAGUCCAAUGAAAAAACGAGAUCUAUUAAUGUCAAACUUAAAAAAAGCAUACUCUACAGUCUUAGUGGCUAAGGCAGACGUGUCAACCUACUGUACAGCCCUCGUAGUAAAGGCCCCAUUUCUUGAAAGUUAGCUUAUGCAGCUAAAACCAAUACAUAACCUAACAAAACCCAAAGUAAACAAAAUCAUGAAACUAAUCCGGAGAAUCGAGCAUGAGUUUCACCUGGGCGGAACCCUAUCCGGAACUCCACAAAAUCUGCACCUUAUUUGAUCUACAGGAGCUCCAGAAGCCCAUAAGGUUCAGCUACAGGCCUUUGAGACCUUACUUACAAAAUGGACCCCAGUGCGGCCUAGUGGCCUUGGCAAUGGUCAUGGGGGAGCCCACCGAGCAGCUUGUGCACACUUUGUUAGAAACAGCUCUGCAAUCUCAGUUCACAUAUAAUGGGGAGCUGUUUAGUGUUGACUAUAUGUACAAUUUGGCAAAAACACACCUAAAGUACAACUCGGUUGCAAUCCAUACUGGACAACUGGAUGAUUAUUUCAUAAAAGAGUUUUUACUGAAAGGGGGUUUUAUGCUGGUACCUUAUGAUACCGAUAAAGACAACUCACCGGGGAUUCACGGAGGGCACAAGGCUCAUUGGUGUGUCAUCUCUGGGGCAGUGGAUACACUCGAUAAUGGAUUUUUUGUUAUUGGCAGACAUGGAAAGGCUAAGAAUGUUGCCAUAUGGGCUUUAGAGGAUCUGGCCAAUAGCAAUCAGCAACUCUUGGAGUUUUCACCCGACAGGAAGCUGCAGGAGAUCAAGUAUAAGUUGCCUGAAGGGGGCAUUGGGGGCCCCAAGGGGCUUAAUGGAAGAAGUGUUUUGAUUUCAUGACAAAUUCCUUGUGUACAUAUUUAUUUUGAUAUAAAAUUUAUAGAGUUGAAAAAAAAUAAUUUACAUUUUAUU
This is a messenger RNA of Anthonomus grandis grandis, 1269 nucleotides long. Its product is annotated as UPF0692 protein CG33108. The record is from RefSeq and is a predicted model, not a curated record. The transcript has a single exon. Lineage: Eukaryota; Metazoa; Arthropoda; Insecta; Coleoptera; Curculionidae. Bases 538 to 1197 code for a protein of 219 amino acids.